UGUGUGUGGGUUGGAGUGCGAGAAAAAUAACAAACCACAAGUUGACCAUAAUGGACGGCUGACUGUAAAUAUGGCGAUGAUCGGCGCUCUCGAGAGCAAAUUCUGAAACACCACAAGCACAGAAGCGUUCAAGUGAUCUAGCACGUAAAACGUUCGUGGUUGUGUGGUCUGCUUCGUCGAGUCAUUUAGUCCCCGCACGUUUGGGGUGCGGCCUAUUUUUCUGCUCUGUUCAGUUGAUGUUUCGCCACCAGACGCCAAGGUUCACAUCCGUUGAGCUAUGGCUUACACGAGUGUUGUACUAUUUUUAGUGCUGCCAGCUCUGGCACUGCUGUAUACGUACGUGAAGCAGCAUUACCGAUUCUGGACGGAACGGAAGAUCCCGCAGCUGGAUGCGUCGUUUCCGCUUGGCAAUAUGAAAAACGUGGGUAGAAAAGUCCACUUCAACGACAUAUUGGGGCAGGCAUACGAGAAGGGUAAAGCGGUGGCGGCUCCAUUCGUAGGGCUGUACUUUAUGCUGAAGCCCGUGCUGAUCGUGACGGAUCUGGACAUGGUGAAGCGCAUACUUGUGAAGGACUUUAACAGCUUCCAUGAUCGCGGCCUAUACGUGAACGAGCGUGACGACCCGCUGUCGGGGCAUCUGUUCGCGUUGGAUGGUGAACGAUGGCGGUUUCUGCGCAAUAAACUCAGCCCAACCUUCACAUCCGGGAAGAUCAAACUGAUGUUUGCUACGAUUCGCGAGAUUGGUGACGAAUUUCUCGCAUCCGUGCACUCGUACGUCGAUCGGGACCAACCGAUCGACAUCAAGCUGCUUUCUCAGUGUUUCACAUGUGAUGUGGUCGGAUCGUGUGCUUUUGGACUUCAGUGCAACUCGCUCAAAAACGAGGGCUCGAGGCUACUCGAGAUCGGUGACAUGGUGUUUAAACCACCAAACUGGCGUAACAUGCUACUUUUUCUGCUGAUAUCGUUCAAAAAAGUAGCAAAAUGGUUACGUCUGCCCGUGAUGCCCUCGGAGGUGUCGUCAUUCUUUAUGCCGCUGGUGCGCGAUACAGUGGCGGAUCGCGAACGCAAUCACAUCGAGCGUCCAGACUUUCUCAAUCUGUUGAUACAGCUCAAGAAUAAGGGAACCGUCGAGGACGAGGUGAGCGAAGGACUCGAGAAGAUAACGCUCGACGAAGUAGCCGCCCAAGCGUUCGUGUUUUUCUUCGCCGGUUUCGAAACGUCCUCGACGACGCUCGCAUUCGCGUUGUUCGAGCUAGCCAACAACCAGGACAUACAGGAGCGGGUUCGCGUCGAAGUACUGGAGAAGCUGAAACUGCACGACGGCCAGAUGACGUACGAUGCGCUCAAGGAGAUGACGUACCUCGAUCAGGUCAUCAACGAGACCCUCCGGAUAUACCCUCCAGUACCUAACCUGAUUCGCGUCAACACUCAAUCGUACACCAUCCCAACGACGGACGUUACGUUGGCCAAGGACACGAUGUUCAUGAUACCGAUCCACGCGAUUCAUCACGAUGCCGACAUCUAUCCCGAGCCGAAACGCUUCGAUCCGGACCGGUUCGUACCGGAAGCGGUUCAAUCUCGACAUACCCACGCGUUCCUGCCUUUCGGCGAUGGACCGCGGAAUUGCAUCGGUAUGCGGUUUGGGCUGCUAGAGGUGAAGUUUGGCAUCGUGCAGAUGGUGAGCCGGCUGCGGUUUACCGUGAAUCCGCGCACGGAAGUACCCCUGAGAAUGUCCAAAACGGCUGCGAUUCUGGAAGCUGAAGGGGGCCUGUGGUUGAACGCGACUAAGCUGUACUAGUGCCGAUGCAUAUGCAAACGAGAGAAAGCUCUCGAAUAGUCAUUGCAUACUCGCGCUUAAGUGGGAUCGCGAUGCAGUAAUAUUCGACAGCAGCACGAUGUUUUCGACGCUUUACUCCAUCCACUAACAAACAGUACCAGACCAUAACGAUUGUUUAUUACACUAAAAAGCUAACUAAAAGUUUAACUCGCGAUAUUACUUUCUGAGGAGAUAUUACUCAAAAAGGGAAGAUGUCAAAUAAAAUAAAAUACUUUACAUGCUGUAAU
This is a messenger RNA of Anopheles nili, 2064 nucleotides long. RefSeq names its product cytochrome P450 6a2-like. NCBI's taxonomy places the organism in Eukaryota, Metazoa, Arthropoda, Insecta, Diptera, Culicidae. The coding region runs from base 278 to 1798 and encodes 506 amino acids. Gene Ontology annotation, molecular function: heme binding; monooxygenase activity; oxidoreductase activity, acting on paired donors, with incorporation or reduction of molecular oxygen. The record is from RefSeq and is a predicted model, not a curated record. The transcript is spliced from 2 exons.